Messenger RNA from Talpa occidentalis (Iberian mole), 7620 nucleotides. RefSeq names its product calcium voltage-gated channel auxiliary subunit alpha2delta 1 (gene CACNA2D1). Gene Ontology annotation, molecular function: voltage-gated calcium channel activity. Gene Ontology annotation, cellular component: L-type voltage-gated calcium channel complex. NCBI's taxonomy places the organism in Eukaryota, Metazoa, Chordata, Mammalia, Eulipotyphla, Talpidae. The transcript has 39 exons. The coding region runs from base 372 to 3677 and encodes 1101 amino acids. The record is from RefSeq and is a predicted model, not a curated record.
CCCUCCCGGCGACAAUCAGGGGAAUAAAUCAGGGAGGAACCGAGAGGGAGCGAGAUAGCGCCUGGGCGCGAGCACCGGCGGGCUCGCCCAGGUCUGUUUCCAAAGUCGCCCUUGAUGGCGGCGGAGCCCGGGCGGCCGCGGCGAGGAGCAGCCUGCGCGCGCUAGUGGGUCCCCCGCCGCCGCCCCUUCCCCGGCGCCGGGUGCGCCCCCGCCAACCCCCGCCCGAGUCCGCGCCCCGGGCCGGGCGCGCCGGCUCCAGACGCCCGCGAUCCGGCCGGCCGGGGUGAGCUGCUGCCCCGGCGCCCGCCGACUCCAGCGCCGACCCUGCCCGCGGCCGGGGAGGGAGGCGGGAUUGAUCUUCGAUCGCGAAGAUGGCUGCUGGCUGCCUGCUGGCCUUGACUCUGACACUUUUCCAAUUUUUGCUGAUGGGCCCCUCGUCCGAGGAGCCGUUUCCUUCGCCCGUCACUAUCAAGUCAUGGGUGGAUAAGAUGCAAGAAGACCUUGUCACACUGGCAAAAACAGCAAGUGGAGUGAAUCAACUUGUCGAUAUUUAUGAGAAAUACCAAGAUUUGUAUACUGUGGAACCAAAUAAUGCACGCCAGUUGGUGGAAAUUGCAGCCAGGGAUAUUGAGAAACUUCUAAGCAACCGAUCUAAAGCCUUGGUGCGCCUGGCUCUGGAAGCAGAGAAAGUUCAAGCAGCCCACCAGUGGAGGGAGGAUUUUGCAAGUAAUGAAGUUGUCUACUACAAUGCAAAGGAUGAACUUGAUCCUGAAAAAAAUGACAGUGAACCAGGGAGUCAGAGGAUAAAACCAGAAUUUGAACAUGAUGCAAAUUUUGGACGACGAAUAUCCUAUCAGCAUGCAGCAGUCCACAUUCCCACAGACAUCUACGAGGGCUCAACAAUUGUGUUAAAUGAACUCAACUGGACGAGUGCCUUAGAUGAAGUUUUCAAAAGAAAUCGAGAUGAAGAUCCUUCAUUGUUGUGGCAGGUAUUUGGUAGCGCCACCGGCCUGGCCCGUUACUAUCCAGCUUCCCCGUGGGUUGAUAACAGCAGAACUCCAAAUAAGAUUGACCUUUAUGAUGUACGCAGAAGACCAUGGUACAUCCAAGGAGCUGCAUCUCCUAAGGACAUGCUUAUUCUGGUUGAUGUGAGUGGAAGUGUUAGUGGUUUGACACUGAAACUGAUCCGAACAUCUGUCUCUGAAAUGUUGGAAACCCUCUCAGAUGACGAUUUUGUGAAUGUGGCUUCAUUUAACAGCAAUGCCCAAGAUGUAAGCUGUUUUCAGCACCUUGUCCAAGCAAAUGUAAGAAAUAAGAAAGUGCUGAAAGAUGCCGUGAAUAAUAUCACAGCAAAAGGAAUCACAGAUUAUAAGAAGGGUUUUAGUUUUGCUUUUGAACAGCUGCUUAAUUAUAAUGUUUCCAGAGCCAACUGCAAUAAGAUCAUCAUGUUGUUCACGGAUGGAGGAGAAGAGAGAGCCCAAGAGAUAUUUAACAAAUACAACAAAGACAAAAAAGUACGUGUAUUCACUUUUUCAGUUGGUCAACAUAAUUAUGACAGAGGACCUAUUCAGUGGAUGGCCUGUGAAAACAAAGGUUAUUAUUAUGAAAUUCCUUCCAUUGGAGCUAUAAGAAUCAAUACUCAGGAAUAUCUGGAUGUUCUGGGAAGACCAAUGGUUUUAGCAGGAGACAAAGCUAAACAAGUUCAGUGGACAAAUGUGUACCUGGAUGCUCUGGAACUGGGACUUGUCAUUACUGGAACUCUUCCGGUCUUCAACAUAACUGGCCAAGUUGAAAAUAAAACAAAGAACCAGCUGAUUCUUGGUGUGAUGGGAGUUGAUGUGUCUUUGGAAGAUAUUAAAAGACUGACACCACGUUUUACACUGUGUCCUAAUGGCUAUUACUUUGCUAUUGAUCCGAAUGGUUAUGUUUUAUUACAUCCAAAUCUUCAGCCAAAGCCUAUUGGUGUAGGUAUACCAACAAUUAAUUUCAGAAAAAGGAGACCCAAUGUUCAGAACCCCAAAUCUCAGGAGCCAGUAACAUUGGAUUUCCUUGAUGCAGAAUUAGAGAAUGAUAUUAAAGUGGAGAUUCGAAAUAAAAUGAUAGAUGGAGAAAGUGGAGACAAAACAUUUAGAACUCUGGUUAAAUCUCAAGAUGAGAGAUAUAUUGACAAAGGAAACCGGACAUACACAUGGACGCCUGUCAAUGGUACAGAUUACAGUUUGGCCUUGGUAUUACCAACCUACAGUUUUUACUAUAUAAAAGCCAAAAUAGAAGAGACAAUAACUCAGGCCAGAUAUUCAGAAACACUGAAGCCUGAUAAUUUUGAAGAAUCUGGCUAUACAUUUAUAGCACCAAGAGAUUACUGUAAUGACCUUAAAAUAUCAGAUAACAACACUGAAUUUCUGUUAAAUUUCAAUGAGUUUAUUGAUAGAAAAACUCCAAACAACCCAUCAUGUAACACGGAUUUGAUUAAUAGGGUCUUGCUGGAUGCAGGUUUUACUAGUGAACUUGUACAAAAUUACUGGAGUAAGCAGAAAAAUAUCAAGGGAGUGAAAGCACGGUUUGUUGUGACUGAUGGCGGGAUUACCAGAGUUUAUCCAAAAGAGGCUGGAGAAAAUUGGCAAGAAAACCCAGAGACAUACGAAGAUAGCUUCUAUAAAAGGAGUCUAGAUAAUGAUAACUAUGUUUUCACUGCUCCCUACUUUAACAAAAGCGGACCCGGUGCUUAUGAAUCAGGCAUCAUGGUAAGCAAAGCUGUGGAAAUAUAUAUCCAAGGAAAACUUCUUAAACCUGCAGUUGUUGGAAUUAAAAUUGAUGUAAAUUCCUGGAUCGAAAAUUUCACCAAAACAUCUAUUAGAGAUCCGUGUGCUGGUCCAGUUUGUGACUGCAAAAGAAACAGUGAUGUGAUGGAUUGUGUGAUUCUAGAUGACGGUGGGUUUCUUUUGAUGGCCAAUCAUGAUGAUUAUACUAACCAGAUCGGAAGAUUUUUUGGAGAGAUUGAUCCAAGUUUGAUGAGACACCUGAUUAAUAUAUCGGUGUAUGCUUUUAACAAAUCUUACGAUUAUCAGUCAGUGUGUGAGCCUGGUGCUGCACCCAAGCAAGGAGCAGGUCAUCGCUCAGCUUAUGUGCCAUCCAUUGCAGACAUACUACACAUUGGCUGGUGGGCCACCGCUGCUGCCUGGUCUAUUCUACAGCAGUUUAUCUUGAGUUUGACCUUUCCACGUCUCCUUGAAGCAGUUGAGAUAGACGACGAAGAUUUUGCAGCCCCGCUAUCCAAACAGAGUUGCAUUACUGAACAAACCCAGUAUUUCUUUGAUAAUGACAGUAAAUCGUUCGGUGGUGUACUAGACUGUGGCAACUGUUCCAGAAUCUUUCAUGUAGAAAAACUUAUGAACACUAAUUUAAUAUUCAUAAUGGUGGAGAGCAAAGGGACUUGUCCCUGCGACACUCGCCUUCUCAUCCAAGCAGAGCAGACCUCUGACGGUCCAGAUCCUUGUGAUAUGGUUAAGCAGCCAAGAUACCGAAAAGGGCCUGAUGUCUGCUUUGAUAACAAUAUCCUGGAAGAUUAUAGUGACUGUGGUGGCGUUUCUGGAUUGAAUCCCUCCCUAUGGUCCAUCCUUGGAAUACAAUUUGUACUACUUUGGCUUUUAUCCGGCAGUAGACACUGCCACUUAUGACCUUCUAAAACCAAAUCGACAUGCUUAAACUCCAGACCCUGCCAAAACAUGAGCCCUCAAUUGCAUUAAAACAGGAUCAGCUGUGGAAUCAGCAGAACAUUAGCUGGGCCCCGACCAUGGCAUAAAUCUAAGGACAGACUCAUAGGCACCCACUGGCUGCAUGUCAGGGUGUGAGAUCCUAAACUUGUGUGAAUGCUGCAUCAUGUAUGUAUAACAUCAAAGCAAAAUUCUAUAUGUGCUCUAGUGGAAAAUCUGAGAGUUUGUUGUUGCAUUGUUGGUGAUUAUAUGUAAAAGGGCUCCCCACACAAUCGUUUAUGAAUCAUGCAAAUUGUAUUGAUUUUAACCUGGAAUUUUGACUUGCUGCAGUCCUUGUUCUGUUACCAAGAAAAUCUCUCGGGGGAAAUUACUUAUUUUUGCCUUUACUUGUUCUGCUAAAAAUUAUUUCCUGCUUUGAAUAGUUAUUAUUAAGAAAAAAAAUAUAUAUAUAUAUAUCUAUAUAAAGAGAGAGAAUUUAACAUUGGUGUAAUCUCUUGAAAUAUAAAUGGCUAAUUUUCUAUUAAAAAUUCGCCAUGAAUAAAAUGCCUUAUGAAGAAUGGCUUCUACGCCAAAAAUAUAACACAAAUGAUGACCAAUUAAGUUUUGGUGGGGUAAUUUAUUGGUUGUUUGAAAAUAAUAACUAAGAAAUUAUUAACCUUAAGGUGCUUGAGGGUGAAAUUAGAAUAUGCGAUAUAUUUCCUCAUAAAUGUAAGCCCUUAGAAAUGCUUUGAUGUAAUGUUCCUUUUGUUAACAGUAAAGUUGUGUAGUGCUGGCCAGAUAUUUCAAAAUGCUCUAAGAAAAGCUUGUUGGGGGGAGGGGGAAAUGUUUUUCUUGUGAUAAAUGAAUGAACUUUGGUUACCAAGGGUAUUUUGCAUGAUGCUGCUGCUAUUUUAACUUUCAGUUUAUUUUUCUCUUACUGUAGAGUGUAGUCCAUUGAAAAGUUAAUUGAGUGACAUUAUUGUUAUGUAAGAAUCUGAACCUUGCAAUGUAAUGCACUUAAGUCAUCUUUUAAAAUGUCGUUAAACUACUCUGAAUAUACUGUGCAAUGUAAAUGCUGGAUGAUUGGGUUAGAUAAAUGGUGACAUGGGAAUUAAUGGAUUUUAUACAGAUUCGUGCUUUUGCCUGAAAACCUAUGUACAGAUAUUUUAAGUACAUAAAUCAGAUUUGACACAUUUAUUUUUUGAAAAGUACAUAUAUGUUCUCAAUGAAGAUUCAUCUUAGGUUUCCUCUUUGUUCGUUUGAAAAGUGGCACAUAUUAUUGAAAAAUUUCUGCUGCUGCUCUUGCUGCUUUAGCCCCUCUGUUUUAAAGGUAGGAUCACUUCACCAAAAUUUUCAUGCAGUUUGAUGAGGGUUUUACAAAAAUAUGAACAAAUAGGAAACCUUGAAUCUAUAUGUAUGCACAUGAAUACUUGAUUGUGAAUAAUCAAAAUUGUUUUUAUACAGCCUCAUUGGUGAAAAGUUAGUGUAGUAAAUCAGAUAAUUCAUUAUAGAUUAACACGGUAGCAAAAUAUUAUUUAUGCUUUCAAAAAUUAUUUUCAAGAGUAAACAGUAUUUGAAGAGAGGGUAAUAAUGAGUAUGUCACUCUAGUUAGUGAAAUAAUUCUACUGAAGGCUGGAAGCAGAUAUUUUUUAUGGUAAAAUGCGUUUUUUUGGACAUGCCAAAUAUUGGUGUGUGUAUAUGCUGGAAAUUUUCUUAUAUAUUAUUUUUAAGUCAAAAUCUUAAUAUUAUACAGCAUGCUUUAAUAUGUUUCACAUAUCAAAUAUAUAACACUAAUUCUUUAGCAUAGUUUCAGAGAUAUAUUUGAUUUUAGCUUUGCAUACAUUUGUAAUUCCUUCCUACCACCAAUAUACCCUAGGUACCAUUUGUGUACAUUUCCUUAUUUUAAAUAUUUUUUUAUUUAAAAGGGGGGAGGGGAAAAUGGAAUCACUUUGCCAAUUAUUGUUCUAAGAGUUGACAUCGGUUACCAUUUCUAAUGCAUUGUUGUGAUUUUGUAGUCUCACUUGUAACUGGUAUUGCCAUUUUAGAAAACACCAAAGUGAUUUAAAAAAAAUAUGGAACUUCUCACUCUAGGAACAAUAUGUUUAAAUCAUGUUGUUUGUAAAUUAAACUUAUUGUUAACUUUUGCUAGACUAUUUUAAAUCAUGAAAGUAUUGGGACGGGGAUAUCAAAAUACGGAAUUAUAUUAGUUUAUGUAUAUAUGACGCACAUUAAAAAAAAUUGAUUGCUUCCAGCAUACAACAAACUACCUUAAGUUAUGUUAAAAAUCUAUUAAAUAUAUUUUCAUGGCUGAUGUCACUGAAAUAGUAUGUUUUCAUCAACUACAUUAUUGUUGUAUUGUUAAUCACAGUUAAACUUGGCAUCUCUUGGCAGGGUCCUAUUUGAUUUCAUUUGCCAUCAAAAUAUAUUUACACGCAUGAUUCUUUUGGUUAUAAAAUAGUUCUAUAUUAUGGCAACUAUAUACAUGAUAAUAAAUUGGGUAAGAAUGUGCUCUCUGACUAAAAUUGUUCUCAUGACUAAUGCUGUUCAUCAUGCUUUCAUCAUACUUUUAAAGAAGAAAGUAACGCCCCUCCAAUCCCAUUGUCACAUUUCACUUAGGAUUUUUCUGUAAGUUCCAAUUGUUGACAAGAACUUAAAUUAUAGCCUGUUAUAAAUAUUGAUUUCUAAAUACUGGGCAGUACAGGAGAUCAAGAAGAAAGCUCUUAAACUCUAAGUUUUGCUACAUUCAUGCAACUUAAUGGAGUAUGUCACCAAAAACAAUAUCAGAAUAAGACUUGCUUUGGUGUUGACUAACAGGAAUGAAUUUUGCAUUACAGAUUUCUUUUUUUCUUCAUUUGAACAACCAGCAUUACUGCCAAACACCAAUCGUGGUCCAUAUUUGUAACAGGUUUUUAACAUGACAUUGCAAGUUUGAUUGAGGAGAUUUUUAGGUCCUGGGCUUGUAAGAUUUUAGUAUGAUCUUUUUUCAUGUUUCUAAUGCUGAGGCAUUAUUGCUUAACUUGGAAAAACAAAACAGUGUUGCUGCCAUUUGUAAGUUUUCCUAUAAAAUUCCUUUUAUUAACUUAAAAACUGGCCUUACUGGGUUCAAAUAGGCAGUAUCUCUUUUAAGUGACCUUUGCAACCCAAGUGUUACUUGCUUAUUUGAUGCUCUCUUCUAUUUUACAUCUCAUUUAAAUCUUAUCUCCAUCAAAGCUUAAAUUCUAUGUCUCAAUUUAAAACUCUUAAAACUAUUCCAUUAAUCAUGUUGAUUAACAUGAAAAUGUCUAGAGAUAGAGUUAGACUAAUUGAAACAAAAUGGGUGUUGUGAAUUUUUUUAAUGUAAAAUAAAAAUAGACUAUUUCCUUGCCCACAAUUUCAAAUAUCUUAAUAUCUGCAACUUGUAUUGUUUUCCCAUAGUAGAAUGUUAGCAUUGCUAAUAUUCAGUGUAAAUUUCUGUAAAGAGCAAAUCAAUAAAACAAAGGUAAGUUUAAAAUAAUUCCAAAUUUUCAAAGAUUUAGACAACCCUUACCAACAGUUUCAUCUACCUUAUUUCUAGUUCACAUAAUUAACUCAAAAAAAUUCCACUGGACUAAUGGGAUACUGUCUUGUAUAGAUGCCAAUUGAGUUUACAGUGUGACCUGACAAAGCUGUCCUUUUUGUUGUGCUGUGUGAUCGUUGGAUCAUGCUUUUAGGGAUACUUUUAUUGAAAUGCUCAGUGUGCAUCCAUGCAAAAGGCCAAGUGGCUUUGUGAACAAAUGAUCUUUUCUCCCCUUUAUUAUGUUCUCUUGACACUUUUGUGGAAAUUAACUAGCCUGAGAAAAACAUUUUGUAAAAAUUUGUAUAAUACUGUUAUAAAAAUAUUUAUAAUCCCAGAAAAUGUUGUGUUAAAUCUUGUGCAAAAACAGUAUAUUCAGAAUAAAAGUUUAUCAUU